Molecule: messenger RNA, 639 nt
Organism: Meloidogyne enterolobii
Lineage: Eukaryota; Metazoa; Nematoda; Chromadorea; Rhabditida; Meloidogynidae
Source: the annotation of a GenBank genome assembly
AUGACUGCAACGAGUGGACAAACGGCUUCACGUGGGAAGAAAAAACAUUUUCUUAACAAAUUUGUUGUCCGUAAAUAUUGCUAUGGUUAUUGUGGAUGUGGGGUUUGUUUGGUUAUAGCUGGAUUUAUCCUCAUCUUUUUCAUGGGUUUGAAUGUGUCUUGGUAUAAUAGGGCAAUCUCCAAUGCUAAACAGCGCAAGAGUUUAUUGUCUGGACGAAGCAAAUUUGAGGCAUAUUUUCAAAGUGUUUGUCCAAUCUAUCCGUUUGCUAAUGGUUCUAUGCCUGAAUUUGAUUAUUCGUAUUGCAAUCGUUAUUGUAAUAAGAAUGAACAUAUGGAAUUUAUGUAUAGAAUUAUUAAACCAAAUGAAUCUAAAGCUAUGGAUGCUAAUAAGGAUGCUAAAUGUCCCUAUUAUGUUGUUCUUAGACCCUGCCAAUGUGAUAAAUACAAAAAUGGAGCAAAAAUUGAAUCUCAUUGUGAGGCUAAGAAAUUCAAUAAAGAAUUUAUCUCAAUUAAGAUAAAAGAAGGUGAAGGUAAAACUACAAAAUUGGGUAUUUGUAUUCCUUGUGAGGAUGAUUCUGCCGAUUCAAAAAUUAAUAAGAAUGCAACAACUGUUGAACCAAACACGAAGAAGAAUGGGUAG